Messenger RNA from Camponotus floridanus (Florida carpenter ant), 1192 nucleotides. Its product is annotated as ropporin-1-like protein. The record is from RefSeq and is a predicted model, not a curated record. Lineage: Eukaryota; Metazoa; Arthropoda; Insecta; Hymenoptera; Formicidae. The transcript has 5 exons. Bases 47 to 1111 code for a protein of 354 amino acids.
AAGGUAUCGCGAUGGCACAACAAAGGCAUUUCGAACAACGUAAAAAAUGUCUUUCGUCGAGCAGCCGUUUUUCGGACGCGAAAUCGCGGUGCCAGCCAAGCUGCCGAUGAUCCUGAAGCAAUUUUGCAAAGCCGCGAUACGCACGCAGCCUCACGAUCUUCUCAAGUGGUCCGGCUCGUAUUUUCGCGCACUGGCUGACGGCGAAGAGCCCCCGGUCAAGUCGCGACUCGAGUACCCACCGCCGAGUACAGCCUCCGGUUUGACGUUGGGAUUUCUCAGAGUACUGCUUCGACAAUUUGGAAAUUACAACAAGACACUACCCAUUGAGAUAGUUUUACACCGUUGGGAUUGUCUCUGCUUGGAUCGUAAGGAUUUUGACGCAAUCGUAACAAUCGGAAAAUUUCAACGCACAUGUCAAGUGAAAAAGUUUCUGGCUAUAGCGGUGGGUCUUCUUGGAGCUAGUCUCACCGAGACAAUGAUCUUGAUUUGUCAAUUAUUCACCCAUGAACCGGACGGAGGAUCCGCGAUGAUCCCGCUCACUUUAUUCAUGGAAACAUAUGAAUAUUUAGCAGGACUCAUUUGUGACGGUAGCGAGAAAAGUGCACGCGAUCGAGAUGCGACAGAACGUAAAGACAGCUCUGUAGAUCGUACCUCCAUAAAUAGUCAAGAUACCGACAUGGACAUUAAUUUGGAUUCAGAAUUAAUAUCCAAAGAUGAGAUUGUCUCAUCGAAAACCGAUUUGUCAAUAGAACCAAUGGCAAAUAGUUCGUUCGAGAAGGAACUUGAUAACGAAGAAAAGGAAACUGAUAUUUCUUUGGCUAGUCGAAGAGACAAUUUCAUCAGCAAUGAUUGUUCAAAGAGUAAAAAUAAUACAAUCGAUAAGAAAUUCUGUGGAAUUGAUAAUGUUAAUAGCGAUGGAAGUCUAGUUUUUGAAAUUGAAAAAGACGGAGAGAUUACGUGUCAUUUAAAUGUACCAGGUAUAGGAUCUCGAUUACCAGCUGAGCAAAUCGCAAGUGUAGCAACGUGGAUGCUCGAGUGCGCAAAACUUCAAGAAGGCAUGGUGGGACCGCGAAAUAUUCGCCACAUAAAUUGUCCAUCUUUACAUGAAUAAUUAUCAUAGUCUUGUACAUUCCAUCAUUUUAUAACAAAGAGAAUACAACUGUAACAAAAAAAGAAAAAUAAUGUACAUAAG